UUGAAUUUACAUUCAAUUCCGCCAACUCUUGGAUUCAUUAAAAACGUUAUCAAAAUGAAGUGUUUCAUUCUAUUGACUAUUGUGUGUGCCACCAUUGGCUUUUCCGAGCAAGCUAUAUCAAAGGAACAAGUGAUAGAAAUGUUCAAAAAAAUGGCUGAAGAAUGUGCCGGCAAGGAAGGAGCUACUGCUGCUGAUUUACAAGAGGCAGCUGAAAAGAAAUUACCAAGCACUCCUAGUGGCAAGUGCAUGCAUGCAUGUGUCCUUGAAAAAAUUGGAUUCUUGAAAGACAAUAAAGGAAACAUGGAAGGUUACGUUGGAUUGGCCAAAGAGGUAUUUGGAAACGAUGUUGCAAAUAUACAAAAAGCGACUGAAAUUGCAAAUGAAUGCGCAAAUGUAUCGGAUACCGAUAGAUGCGAAGCUGCUUUCAAAGUAGUUAAAUGUGCCGAUGCAGCUGCUCAGGCACGUGGAGUUAGUUUAUGCUUCGGAGAAUGGUAGUUGCCGAUUAGUAGACAAAACGAAUCAAAUCAAAAUAAGAAGUUAAGUAACGAACAGUGCAAUUAGAAUGGGAGUUUCAUUUUUUUUUGGUUAUUGUCGAUACUAAGUAUUAUUAUUGAUUAGUGAUCGAAGCACGGAUUAUGAAUUAAAACUAUGCAAACACUCAA
This is a messenger RNA of Sitodiplosis mosellana (orange wheat blossom midge), 662 nucleotides long. Its product is annotated as general odorant-binding protein 28a-like. Gene Ontology annotation, biological process: sensory perception of smell. Gene Ontology annotation, molecular function: odorant binding. NCBI's taxonomy places the organism in Eukaryota, Metazoa, Arthropoda, Insecta, Diptera, Cecidomyiidae. The record is from RefSeq and is a predicted model, not a curated record. The transcript has 3 exons. The coding region runs from base 55 to 495 and encodes 146 amino acids.